GUCAUUUUUUAAAUUUAAAUUGACUAUCAAAACACGGGACAAUUACAUACUGCGUAGAGUUACUGCAAACCUCUGCAGAGCUUUGCAUUCUGUAGUAGAAUUCUUCAAUCAUGAAUAAACAAGUGACGUGCGCAACUAAGAAAAAAUAUAAUGAUGUACAAGGUUGUUCACGUAAUUAAUAGAGAAUGGUGCAAGUGUUUAAUAAAAAAAUCAUGGCUGUUUUAAAAAUGGAACAUUUUGUAAUGGAGUUGCUGAUUUAAUGAAGAAUGAUGAAAUGCUGUUGUAAUAUCUUGGUUAUAUUACAAUCAGUUAUUUGAGAACGUAUUAUUUUAUUAAUUAUAUGUUAAAAAAAUGAUUUUAUAAUAAAUUUCAUAUAAGUGUAAUUAAGUUCCAAAAAAAGAAGCUGCAAUUAUUUUUGGAACAUAAGUUGUAAGACAAAAUAAUCUAAAAGCGUUAUUUAUCGUACAUUUAUGAAAUAGAAUAAAAUAGAUAUUUUAUAAAAUUUACAAAAAUGAGUAUGGAAGAUGAAUGUAACGUAGCUGCAAGAUAUCGAACUGUCCGCAAGCAUUUAGACAGUUUAGGAUACAAACAAGCACUUACAUUAGAUUCACUUCCUUUGAUAGAAAAGUUAUUGGCUGAUUUGAUACAAACAACAGAAAGCUUAAAGCAUUUUAAAAGCAUUGCUCAAGAAAAUAUCGAGGCUUAUACUCAGUUACAAUCAACAAUUGAUCCGUACAAAUGUGAUAAUGUAAGGCUAGUGCAAGAAUGUAACCAGCUUCACUUAGAUUUGAUAAAAGAAAAGGAAUGUCAUCAAAAGCAGAUUAAGGACCUGAAGAAGGAAAUAUAUAAAUUAGAGCGUGAAUGUAAUGAUCUUCAACUGGCGUCUUCUCGGAAUUUACAUAGGAUUAAAGAGCUAGAAGCUGUAUCUGCUAAGAAAUCAAAAAGAAUUUUGGAACUCCAAGGAAAAUGUUUAAAGCCAUCCGUCAGUAAUGUUGGCCUAGUUUCUAAGAAACGUUCCGUUUUCCCACUACGAAGACCAGUUAUAGAAAGUGAACCGUUACCAAAAACAGGAGUUAAAGUUACUCCGUUACCAAACUUAAGUGUGGCAGAACCAAAAAUUGUUGAUUUAUUAAGCAUGGCAGAUCAUAAGAUGAAUUGUUUGAGUCAUGAGGUAACAAAAUUGAAGGGAGAUCUCUCUUUACAAAUCGAUAAUGUACAAACAUUAAAGAGUCAGCUAACUAUGAAGGAAAAAGAAAUUUUGCGACUGAAGAAGAUGUUAGAAGGAGGUAGACCAUAUCUGGCUGUUUCUAAAGAUUGUGCUUGUAAAAAAGCAGAAAGCAGUUUUGUAAUGUCCAAUUAUAACAUAGAUGGUAAUGAAUUAAAAGUUCUUCAACAAGAAAAAUUGGAAUUAGAACAGCAAUUAAAAGAAGCUUUAAAUAAACAACAUGAUGCUAUGUCUCAAGCACUUAAACUUGCUGAUCGAAAUGAGGAAUUAGAAAAGGAAUUAAGAGACAUAGAUCACAUAGCAUUAGCUGUAGAAGCUGAUUGUAAUUCUGCAGUUAAAGAAAACAAUAGGAGAGUUUCUAAAUUGCAGGAAAAAUUAGAGAAUGUAAUGGCACGAGUACACGCAUUAGAAGCUGAAUUAACUGUUGAGCAUAGAGAAGUACAAGAAUUGAGAGCAGAUCUAGAAGCUUGUAAGCUGGAGAAACGUACUAUUGAACGUACUUUGGAAUCUACAUUAGAUGAGAAGAAACAGAUGACUGACAGGAUAAAUGAGUUAACAGUGAUUGAAAAAAAUUUAAAUGAUGAAAUCGAAAGAUUGAUUAAGGAAAAUGAAAAACAAAGACAAGAUAUUAUUCAAUUACAAUAUAGUAAUAAAUUAUUAAAGGAACAAAUAAAUAGAAGGGAAAUAUUAUUAGACGAUGUCGGCAUAAAUUUGAAAGAUGCUAAAGAAAAGGGACGAAAGAAUGAUUAUGAUAGAGGGCAAGGUAGAACAGAAUUUCAAGAAGCAUAUAAAGGAAGAGAUCUUCUUCAAAGUAUAAACGAUGCUGGAUAUGAAAAAGAAAUUGAAAUAAAUGAUUUACAACAAGCUGUGGAGCAACUAAGAAGGGAACGAGAUUUUUAUAAAAAUGAAUACAAGAAUAUCAAGGAUAACUAUAACAAAACGAUUGAAAAAGAUCAUGUUGACCUAUGGUCGCGAAUACGAGAAUUAAAAUGUGAGUUAAACGAAAAGGAAAAUGCAUUAGAUGAAUUACAGCGAGAAAAGAAAGACCUGCAUCGUGAAAAAACAAAUUUAGAAACACGUUUACAAACUUAUAAAACUGAACAUAAAGCACCUUAUCGACCUUGCAAUGUAUGCAAACGUAGUGUUGGCUGUAAUUGUUCUCCUCCGUUAAUGAGAGACGUUGGCAAGACAAAGAAUAUUAUUGAACGUCUGGAACAUGAACGGGACAUUGCACGGGCAGAUGUCGAUCGUUUAAUUGAAGAACGCGAUGCAUUACGUGAAAGAUUAAAGAUGGCUGCGGAAGCACAUACAUCUGAACAACGUCGUCUGAAAGAAAACUUGACCGACGUUGAAACUCGAUUGAAACAGAUAGAAAAGGAACGACAAGAGCUUUUACUUACGCAAGGAGCACGAAGAGCAACUAUCAAUGGACUAGAGGAUCAAUUACAAGAUUUGCGAGAAGAGUUAAAACGGACUAAGCAAGAAUUAGGAACUCAAAGAACACAAUAUUUUCAACUUCGAGCUCUACAAGAUCAAACGGAUCAGGCUUUGGGAGAUGCUCAGAAUCAAUUGACACAGUCGGAGUCCGAACUGAAUAAGACGUUGGACCGUAAUAGAACGAUGGAACGGCAGCAGUUGGAGUUAGAAAAUCAAGUGGAAGAAUUACAACAAGAAAUUAACAAUCUUAAAGCAAAUAUGACACAUUUGGAUCACGAAAAAGAUCAAUUGCUAAUGGUAUUGGACGAGAAGACAGAAAGGAUAGCUACUCUAGAAAAAGAAAUUCUGAUGAAAGAAGAACAACUAAUAGGAAGCGAGCAACAGAUUCACGAUCUGCAACACAAAAAUCAAAUAUGCGUGGAUCAAAGCGCGGAUCAGGACAGACAACUGAGAUCGAUGCAACUGGAGGUAGAAAAUCUUCAACGACAAUUGCAAACGGCGUCGUACGACAAGGAGAAUGCUAUUCAGGAAAAUCGACGAAUACAGGACGAUUUAGCCGCGGCUACUUGCGAAGUGAGAAACCUGCAAUGCGAGAUAGAAGCGUCUCGCGCCGAAUCCUACGAUCUGAAGAGACAGCUUCAAACGUACGUUAGCGAGGUCCGCAGAGCCGAGGAACUCCUUAACAGAAAGGAAAAUGAAAGAACGGAAAUGUUAAAUCACUUCAGAAGUCUAAGUUUGGAAGCAACCGUUUUAGAGAACAAUAACCAUAGUUUGGAGUCUGAAGCAGCCGAAGCAAGAGGAGCACUGCAAUCGGCUAGGGAUCGACUGUUGGAUUUAGAACGACAAUUGGCGGACAAGGAUAGUUUGAUAAGAGGCUACGAAACGCAGAUCAGUGAAUUGACCCAAAGUGUGGCCAGUAUAGAAACACAAUUGCGUCAGCAAGGAGAACAGAGGCACAGAGCAGAAGCUGAUUUAACCGCUGUUAGAGAUUUAUGUAUGAAAUUGGAUCAGCAGAAAGAUACACUUAUGCAGCAAUUAGAUGAUAAAGAUGCGCUUAAAACACAGUAUGAUAUGCAAAUUACUAAAUUAAAAGCGGAGCAAGCCGUAAUUCACGAUCAAAUGAGUAAAGACUGCGCGACGGUCGAGCGCCUCGAAAUGCUAUUGGAUCAAGCAAGACAGGAAUCUAUAACUGUGCAGGCUAAUAAUCAGGAACUGCAAAACGAGGUGUCCAGAUUGAGACAGAAAAUGUCUGAACUUCAAAGUAAAUUAUCUUCGGAAUCGACGAAACUUCGGCAAUAUCAAACUCAAGCUGCGGAAUAUUGUAAGCAAAUCAGCGAACUACGUAGACAAGUUACGCAUGAAAGAUUCGAUCGUGCGAGGAAAGAAGAAGAACAUCGUAGCAGGUCUUUUAAUUCAACGCCAGACAGUUUUAACGUAGAUUCAAAUAUGGUCGUAUAAAGUCGUUUAACCUACUCUAAUCAAUAUAGAUAUUUACAGAAUGAAACGAGCAGAGAAUGCGAUGGUCAGACUGAAAAACACGGAAUGAAAAUG
Molecule: messenger RNA, 4213 nt
Organism: Bombus huntii
Lineage: Eukaryota; Metazoa; Arthropoda; Insecta; Hymenoptera; Apidae
Gene: Cep135
Product: centrosomal protein of 135 kDa
Exons: 21
Coding region: 512-4120 (1202 amino acids)
Source: RefSeq, a predicted model, not a curated record